AUGACAGACACAGUUACAUAAAGUAUUCCAAGAAGAGAAAAAACAUGGGCAGAAUUAGCUGAAGAAGAAGAUGAGUAUUUGGAAGAAUUAUAAAAUUAAAAUAAAAAUGAAUCGAGUCAAUUAGCGGGAAAAUAAUUAACUAACUUUCAGAAAAGAAUGAUCGAAAGGAUACGAAAAUGCGAUGAACCUAUAGAAGUAGGUCUAUAACAAGUUCGAAAUAGCAUAAGUUAGGAAGAAAUUUAUACUGCAUUUAAACAAUACCAUAUAAGAGAUUGCUAUUUUAAAUAUGACAAUUGUUUCUUUUAUUUGCCAAAGGAAUAAUCCAUUAAAUUAGUCGAAGAGAGCAAUCUAAGAAUCACUAUAAAAGGGAGGAGUAUUUUGAUAGUGAUCCUACCAUUAAAAAUUUGA
This is a messenger RNA of Paramecium tetraurelia, 408 nucleotides long. RefSeq lists its product as uncharacterized. The record is from RefSeq and is a predicted model, not a curated record. The transcript has 2 exons. NCBI's taxonomy places the organism in Eukaryota, Ciliophora, Oligohymenophorea, Peniculida, Parameciidae.